AUAUUUAGGCUUCUCCUAGAGAAGAGGGGACAUCAAGUCACGAUCACAGAGGACGUCGUCAAGGCGGUAGCAGAAAAUCGGAGAAAUAGAACAGACGUAAUGGCCCUCCUGUUAGAAAAGAAGGGAGAUCAAGUCACGAUUACGGAGGACGUGGUCAAGGCGGCAGCAGGGAAUUACUAUAAUAGGAGAGACGUGAUGGCGCUCCUUCUGGAAAAGAAAGGAGAUCAAGUCACGAUCACAGAGGACGUGGUUAAGGCGGCAGCAGGGAAUGAGGAAAAUAGGAGAGACGUGAUGGCGCUCCUUCUGAAAGAGAAGGGAGAUCAAGUCACGAUCACAGACGACGUGGUCAAGGCGGUAGCG
Pseudomassariella vexata is the source of this 360-nucleotide messenger RNA. RefSeq lists its product as uncharacterized. The transcript has a single exon. The record is from RefSeq and is a predicted model, not a curated record. The annotation marks the transcript as partial. Lineage: Eukaryota; Fungi; Ascomycota; Sordariomycetes; Amphisphaeriales; Pseudomassariaceae.